AUGGGUAUGUCUUCAAUUGCUGAUACCCUUUAUACCCAUUUGAAUAAAACCAAUGGAAUCACCAUUGAAAAUGCAUUAUCAAAAACCAAACCAAAAUUGGACUCACAAUGUGUUAUUCAAGUUCUUAAUAAGUGCUUUCCAAAACAGUCCCAAUUGGGUGUUAGAUUCUUCAUUUGGGCUGGAUUUCAAUCUGGGUAUAGACAUAGUGGCUAUAUGUAUAGGAAAGUUUGUAACUUGUUUGAGAUUGAUAAGAAUCCGGAGAUUAUUUGUGAUGUGAUUAAGGCUUAUGAGGUUGAUGGGUGUGUUGUUAAUGUUAACAUGUUUAGGGAGGUUUUGAAAUUGUGUAAGGAAGCUGAGAAUGUUGAUUUGGGUUUGUGGGUGUUGAGGAAAAUGGAGGAUUUUGAGAUGAAACCGGAUACGGUAAUGUAUAAUGUUGUUAUUAAAUUGGUUUGUAAGCAGGGUGAUGUUGAAAUGGGUGAGAAGUUGAUGAAGGACAUGAGUUUGAAUGGGAUUUGUCCGGAUUUAAUUACGUAUAUGACGAUGAUUGAGGGGUUGUGCAGUGCGGGGAGGUUGGAGGAGGCGUAUGAGAUGGUUAAGGUUAUGAGGGGGAAUGGUUGUUCGCCGAAUUCGGUUGUUUUGUCGGCUGUUUUGGAUGGGUUGUGUAGGUUGGAUUCGAUGGAAAGGGCAUUGGAAUUGUUGGAUGAAAUGGAGAAAAGUGGGGAUUGUUGUCCUAAUGUUGUUACUUAUACGUCUUUGAUUCAAAGUUUCUGUAAGAGAGGUGAGUGGACAGAAGCGUUGAAUAUUCUUGAUAGAAUGAGAGCUUUUGGGUGUUUUGCUAAUCAUGUUACCGUUUUUACUUUGAUUGAGAGUCUCUGUACCGAAGGUCGUGUAGAUGAAGCUUACAAGGUGGUUGAUAAACUUGUGGUGGAACAUUGUGUCUCGCGUGGUGAUUGCUACAAUUCACUUGUGAUUUCUUUCAUAAGGGUAAAGAAACUCGAGGGAGCAGAGAAUCUCUUCAAGGAAAUGCUUGCUGCAGAGAUCAAACCUGAUACUUUGGCAUCUAGCCUUUUGCUUAAGGAGUUAUGUUUGAAGGAUAGGGUACUGGAUGGGUUCUACUUGCUUGAUACAAUAGAGAAUAUGGGAUUCUUGUCUUCCAUUGACUCUGAUAUUUAUUCUAUUAUGUUAAUCGGCCUUUGGCAGAAAAACCACUUGACAGAGGCCACGAAGCUUGCAAAAAUAAUGCUUAAGAAAGCCAUUCCUCUGCGACCUCCUUACAAAGACCGCGCAAUUGAUAUCCUAAGAAAAUAUGGAGAAAAAAGAUCCUGUGAAGCAGUAAACCGGCAUACAUAA
This is a messenger RNA of Medicago truncatula (barrel medic), 1350 nucleotides long. RefSeq names its product pentatricopeptide repeat-containing protein At5g47360. Gene Ontology annotation, cellular component: mitochondrion. Gene Ontology annotation, biological process: mitochondrion organization; RNA processing. The record is from RefSeq and is a predicted model, not a curated record. Lineage: Eukaryota; Viridiplantae; Streptophyta; Magnoliopsida; Fabales; Fabaceae. Bases 1 to 1350 code for a protein of 449 amino acids. The transcript has a single exon. Gene Ontology annotation, molecular function: protein binding; mRNA binding.